Macrosteles quadrilineatus (aster leafhopper) is the source of this 1317-nucleotide messenger RNA. RefSeq names its product procathepsin L-like. The record is from RefSeq and is a predicted model, not a curated record. Lineage: Eukaryota; Metazoa; Arthropoda; Insecta; Hemiptera; Cicadellidae. The transcript is spliced from 8 exons. The coding region runs from base 1 to 1203 and encodes 400 amino acids. Gene Ontology annotation, molecular function: cysteine-type endopeptidase activity. Gene Ontology annotation, cellular component: lysosome.
AUGGUAGGGCCGAAGUAUGAGAAGGCGCGCCUCCCCACUUCAUGUUUGACUCUAGGAAAGUGCAACAACUUGUCCUGCCUCGUGCUGCGGACAGAGACAUCUCGACGAGAGAGAAGUCUCUCACACAGAGCUAUAUCAGCACUCAGUCGUGGCUAUGUCACUAUGUUGCUGAGACUACUGUUGUGCCUUAUGCUGAGCCGUUGUUGCUUUAGCACUUUCCAUCAUCUCGUACAGGAUGCUGAGGAGGACCAUCUCCUGGCCAGUGUUUACGAUGCUGAGCAUGCUGCGGUGUUGGAUGAUAUCUGGGAUGACUUCAAGAAUAUGUUCAACAAAACAUACUCUUCGCGGUCUGAGCCUCUAAGGAGACUGGCUUGGGAAGAGAACUUACUGAAGGUCCACCUGCAUAAUGAAGAGGCUGCUAGAGGAAUGCACAACUACACCUUGAGAGAAAACCACUUGGCCGAUCUGACUUUAGAGGACUACAUCAGAGAGAUGGUGAGACUAACACUCAGUCGACGGAGGAAAUGCGAUGAUUCUGACAUUCUAAUGGCUGCCAACCCAAUGGCCAUACCUGAAGAGCUGGACUGGAGACUGAAAGGAUUCAUUACUCCUCCCAUGAACCAAGAGGACUGCGGUGCUUGCUACGCCUUCAGUAUCGGAACCUUGAUUCAGGCUCAGAUAUUCAAAUAUACUGGAAAACUAAUUCCUUUGAGUGAGCAGCAAAUAGUGGAUUGUUCCGUUCGCACUGGGAAUCUUGGUUGUAGAGGAGGAUCUCUACGCAACACGAUGCGUUACGUCAAGGAACACGGACUUAUGAAGUAUGACGAUUACCCUUAUAUAUCACAGCAAAAAUCUUGCAAGUACAGUCCAAGUCUUGCACUCGUUAACAUCACAGACUGGCGGACUUUGCCUCCGAAGGACGAAGAGGCGCUCAAGGUGGCAGUGGCAACUAUCGGACCAGUGGCUGUCUCAGUCAACGCUAGCCCACACACCUUCAUGCUCUACCACAGCGGCAUAUAUCACGAUCCCGAGUGUUCCUCCGAUGCAUUGAACCACGCCAUGCUGCUGGUCGGCUACACUCCACAGUAUUGGAUACUGAAGAACUGGUGGAGUGAGCACUGGGGAAUGGAAGGUUACAUGUACUUGGAGCGAGGGACCAACCGAUGCGGAGUCGCUAACUUUGCUGCCUACGCUGUUAUCUGACAGAUCAAACAAUGGCUCAUCUACAACUACUGUACCUGUAAUCUGAUUUAUGAUAAUAUUUAACUUAUAAAAGCACAAAUUCACUAUAUGAAACUUUAUAAUGAAAAAUUUUGU